Pundamilia nyererei is the source of this 2447-nucleotide messenger RNA. RefSeq names its product polypeptide N-acetylgalactosaminyltransferase 13 (gene galnt13). Gene Ontology annotation, molecular function: polypeptide N-acetylgalactosaminyltransferase activity. The record is from RefSeq and is a predicted model, not a curated record. Gene Ontology annotation, cellular component: Golgi apparatus. Gene Ontology annotation, biological process: protein O-linked glycosylation. Bases 602 to 2347 code for a protein of 581 amino acids. The transcript is spliced from 14 exons. Lineage: Eukaryota; Metazoa; Chordata; Actinopteri; Cichliformes; Cichlidae.
GUAUAUAUGCAGGUCGGUCUGAGCUGAGGUUAGAUUGUGCUGACUAUUAUCUCAGCCUGUCCUCUUAGCGUUACAAUAUUCACUCGGAAAACAGGUGCGCGGAGAGAGGCGUCUGUUGCAGUGACCGCAUAUCCAUUUAAACGCAAAAGGGGAAAAAUAAUGGAGACUCUUCAUAUCCACCGGUUUAGUGCGGCUCAGCCGGAGACUUAUCACAUUAAGGAGUCCACACAGGUACCAUGAGAAGGUUUACUGGACGGACUGGAUUUUGGACUACUCUGCGCUGAGAUGGACUGCAACUUAGGUGUCUUUUUACGAGAUGUUAUGCGCUCGCGCGGUAAAUUUGGCCCCGUUUUUUUUUUAAACCAGUAAUUAGCAUUAGAUUUGGGUAUGUCGUCCACGUUCAACACGUUGCCCGGGAGCGAGUCAGGAACAGGUCAAUGGUUCACUCCAUCCAUAAUUUAGGAUGAUGCCCCGCGGUCAAACCUGCUUGGUUUCGUCCCUGUUACUUCACCCUGUCAUUGGACUUCAGAUGUUUCACUGGCAGCCUGAGCGCUCCUAAGUGCUCGCUAUCAACUUGCCUGGCUGUCAUCCUAGAGAGGUGAUGCGACGGUUUGUCUACUGCAAGGUGGUGUUGACCACCUCUUUAGUGUGGGUGCUGGUGGAUGUGUUCUUGCUGUUGUACUUCAGCGAGUGUAACAAAUGUGAUGAUAGGAAGGACCGCUCGCUGCUCCCUGCUCUUCGAGCAGUGAUAUCACGGAGCCACGAGGGUCCAGGUGAGAUGGGCAAAGCGGUAAACAUCCCUAAGGAUGACCAGGAGAAAAUGAAGGAGCUCUUUAAGAUUAACCAGUUCAAUCUGAUGGCCAGUGAUAUGAUUGCACUCAACAGGAGUCUGCCAGAUGUGAGGCUGGAUGGCUGUAAGACCAAAGUGUACUCGGAUGACCUGCCCAACACCAGCAUUGUCAUCGUGUUUCACAACGAGGCAUGGAGCACGCUGCUGCGAACUGUUCACAGCGUCAUCAACCGCUCUCCUAAACACUUGCUGGUGGAAAUUAUCCUAGUUGAUGAUGCCAGCGAGCGAGAUUUCCUAAAGAAGAAACUGGAGAACUAUGUGCGUACUCUGGAGGUGCCGGUGAGGAUCCUGAGGAUGGAGCAGCGUUCAGGUCUAAUCAGAGCCAGGUUGAGGGGGGCAGCCGCCACCACCGGUCAGGUCAUCACCUUUCUUGAUGCUCACUGCGAGUGUACUGUUGGCUGGCUAGAGCCCCUGCUGGCUCGCAUCAAAGAGGACAGGACUGCAGUGGUGUGCCCUAUCAUAGAUGUCAUCAGCGACGAGACAUUUGAAUACAUGGCAGGCUCUGAUAUGACUUACGGUGGAUUCAACUGGAAGCUGAAUUUUCGAUGGUAUCCUGUUCCCCAGCGGGAGAUGGAUCGACGCAAAGGGGAUAGAACACUCCCUGUCAGGACUCCCACCAUGGCAGGAGGAUUAUUCUCUAUAGACAAGACGUAUUUUGAAGAAAUUGGGAGUUACGAUCCAGGGAUGGAUAUCUGGGGAGGAGAAAACCUGGAAAUGUCUUUUAGAAUUUGGCAAUGCGGUGGCUCCUUGGAAAUUGUAACAUGUUCACAUGUGGGCCAUGUUUUCCGGAAGGCCACCCCAUACAGUUUCCCUGGAGGAACGGGCCAAGUCAUCAACAAGAACAACAGGCGCCUGGCCGAAGUCUGGAUGGAUGAUUUCAAAGACUUCUUUUAUAUCAUAUCACCAGGCGUGAUGCGGGUGGAGUACGGAGACGUCUCCUCUCGCAAAACCCUCCGUGAGGCCUUAAAGUGCAAACCGUUUUCCUGGUAUCUAGAGAACAUCUACCCAGACUCCCAGAUCCCAAGAAGAUACUACUCUCUUGGUGAAAUCAGAAAUGUUGAAACCAACCAGUGUAUGGACAACAUGGGGAGAAAGGAGAACGAGAAGGUUGGCUUUUUCAACUGCCACGGCAUGGGUGGAAACCAGGUGUUCUCGUACACUGCGGAUAAAGAAAUCAGAACAGAUGACCUCUGCCUGGAUGUCUCCCGCCUCAACGGGCCUGUUGUCAUGCUCAAGUGUCACCACAUGAAGGGCAAUCAGAUGUUUGAGUACGAUGCUGAGUAUGUUGGCAAGUGGGAAUAUGAUUUUGAGAAGCACACCUUCCUCCACAUCAUCACCCAAUCAUGUCUGACCAUCGGCCGUCUGGAGGACGGCACCUAUGGCCCCACUGUGGAGUACUGUAACAACAGUCCAAUACAGUCGUGGAUCCUCCACAACUACACUCGUCUGGAGGUCGCUAGACACCUCUACUUCAGUCCCACGGAUUAUUUUCUCUAAACUCAAGUCUGCUCUCGGGGGCUACGGGGGGCGUGAGCGACUUACUCUGCUGCAUGUGAAUAGCAACCAGUGCUUGGACAUGCCCUCUGAGGACGACAAG